AUGGCUCAGAACAACCAUAAUACUGUUCCUGAGCCUAUGGUGUCCAGCGAUGAUGAGAUGCGGGAGACCGAAAGUUUCAAAGAUAAAUCCUUGGUUGAGUUGGUAUCCAUCCUACCCUGUCGACUACAAAUGGCAAUCAUGACGAAGAAACCAGAAUUUGAGGAAAAUUCCAACUAUUAUGUUUUCUCAACUGACGAACAGCUGUUGUAUGCUAAUUUUUACCAAGAUUUUGGCCCAUUAAACUUGGCAAAGCUGUACCGCUACUGUACGUUUUUGAACAAUGAGCUGCAGCAAGAAGCGCGUGCCACGAAAACGUUUGUCCACUAUACGCGCAAGGAGCCGAAAAAAAUUCUUAACGCUGCAUAUCUUAUUGGAAGCUACUGCAUCAUCUAUCUGCGGUUCAAUGUACAGACGGUAAUGAAGGCUCUCGGUCCGAUACUGAAAUAUGCAAAUGGUGUCAAAUAUUGCGAUGCUUCGAUAAACGAUUUGGCAUUUCUACCGCUUAAAGAUUGCCUGAGCGCUGUGCAGAAAGCAGUGCAACGCAAUUUUUUCAACUUUGAUGAUUUCAACGUGAAAGAUUACGAGUACUACGAAUGUGUGGAGAAUGGUGAUUUUAAUUGGAUUGUGCCGCAAAAGCUGCUGGCAUUUUGUGGACCGAAUUCCCGCACCGAGCGCACCAACGAUUCGGUCAUGCUAGGACCGGACGUGUAUUUGGACUACUUUCAAGCACACAACGUCACCGCGGUGGUGCGCUUAAACUCUCCUAAGUACGAUGCCCAUACAUUCAUUAAUGCGGGCAUACAGCAUUUUGAUCUGUACUUUUCGGACGGAAGUACGCCCAGCGACAGGCUGACGAAGUUAUUUUUAAAGCUCUGCGAAAGUGCGCGCGGUGCCAUUGCCGUUCACUGCAAGGCUGGACUUGGCCGAACGGGAACACUCAUCGGAGCGUACUUGAUCAAGCAUUAUCAGUUCACUGCAAUGGAGGCGAUCGCUUGGCUUCGCAUAUGUCGGCCCGGUUCAGUCAUCGGUCAGCAGCAAGCAUGGCUAAACAGCAAGCAGAUCCAACUGCUGCAAGAUGGAGAGUUGUAUCGCCAGCAGCGUCAACACCACACGCACAAUCUGCCCGAAAAACAUGCUCGAGGAAUAUACAGUCUGCAUGUGGGCCCGGAAAUCGAAGAACCACAAAACCCCAAGCAAGCGUCCGUAGAACCGGCCACUGGUCAAACAAACGAGUCGGAAAAUGUGCAACGCAUUUCGCAACGUGUCGACACGAUGUGUCUUAACGAUGCAGACGAGCAAGAGGGUGAUCGUUUGGACGUUGCAUCGAAGGCAAACAACAACGUCGUGCAUUGCAAGCCAAAUCGGAUUAAAAAGGUCGCCAAGCUAACAUCGCGCUACAUCCGGGGAAAUCGGUUGAAUGGUGGGCGUACUAUUGUAACUACCACCACCACCACUACUACUACUAUCCGACGUGGACGUGGGAAUGUUACCGUUCCGCCGAUGACUGGUACACCGCAACGUGCGGCACUGCAAGAAACACACGUUAGCCGCCGGAAAACUACCGUCACCAGCCGGCAGACGGUUCCUGGUCGUACAGAAACAAUAUCUGCCCCAUCGGUUCGUAACCAGCGUAACGCUUCGGUGCAAACUGCAUCGCAAGGUGAUCAGCUGAAUUCAAUCAAAGCCGCCAGACGCCAACAUGUGCCAACCGAGUCGAGCCUAAAAAAACCCAGAAAUGAUAAAAUUAUUACAUCACCAUCAACAACAAUUACCAGUCCCUUUGACCGUCACAACACACCUGCAUCGAAUGGUGGUGAAAAAGAUAAAGGUGACGGUACGGCGCAAACCCGGAAUGAACCGAACCGGAACAAUAAUCCACCGGAUGGUGGCACACCGAUCAAACCGAUCGUAAAAAAGUUGGUUCUGGUUCCGGAACAAGCUUUACUGGAACCCUGCCAUCCGUUAGCAACGGAUCAUCUUGGAAACAUCACACCCCCUUCAACUGUGCGUACGGCUAAAGGGGACAGCACAUCACAGAGCGUCGAUAAACCUAAUUCACAAACAAUGCCCCUGCCGACGCUUAGAUCUCAGCGGUUUUUUACUCAAGUCACCACCACUGUCAGUCAGGGAAAGUACAUAACGUAUGAAACGUCAUUGGAGUUAAAUCGAGUGUUAAGGUAAGCAAUCUUUGCCGGUACUUUGUCAAUGCUGCAUCCUAUGAAGCUGCUGAAGAAAAGCAAAACCCUUGAAACGCUGUUAGGGUUUAAUGCCUACAACAACGAAAUUCCAGCAAAGCUAACCUGGAAUGUGGAAGAGAAGAAAUUUACGAUUCGGGUAUCGUUCGACUUAGAGGAACUGAAUAGCCGGCACCCAGUGGAGGCGUUAAUGUUUCCGCCGCACAGAGAGGCGACGACGCUUUCAGCAGCGAGCGAACAUAAGAGACAGUUCGAAGCGAUCGUGAUAGGAACGUGCGAGGAUGAGACAGGACCGAACGUUAACUUCUCGGUGAAGCUAAACCUGAAGCAGGUGUUGGACAGACCGAAGGUGCAAGGUACUAAUACCACCAGACCCGUCCCCCAGCCAUGUUCCUCGAAGAGUGUUAAGCCGCUGUGUUCCUCCACCACGGGUCAUGAGACAGACACGGCCUACAAUAUGGUACUGCUCGAUCACAACGGUAACGACGCAUCACCAGCGACACAGCACGAGAAGCAACAAACAGUAACGCCCCGUACCGCGAAUGCCAACGCGGAAACGGAUACCAUACGACCGUACAAACGUUUGCGCGUGGAUGUGUCGCGACUGUGA
Anopheles marshallii is the source of this 2805-nucleotide messenger RNA. It is a transcript of the gene cdc14, whose product is annotated as dual specificity protein phosphatase CDC14A. NCBI's taxonomy places the organism in Eukaryota, Metazoa, Arthropoda, Insecta, Diptera, Culicidae. The record is from RefSeq and is a predicted model, not a curated record. The transcript has 12 exons. Gene Ontology annotation, molecular function: protein serine/threonine phosphatase activity; protein tyrosine/serine/threonine phosphatase activity. Gene Ontology annotation, cellular component: kinociliary basal body; spindle pole; nucleolus. Gene Ontology annotation, biological process: microtubule cytoskeleton organization; cilium assembly; positive regulation of cytokinesis.